This is a messenger RNA of Zea mays, 2090 nucleotides long. Its product is annotated as cell division protein FtsZ homolog 2-1, chloroplastic. The record is from RefSeq and is a predicted model, not a curated record. The transcript is spliced from 8 exons. Gene Ontology annotation, biological process: chloroplast fission. NCBI's taxonomy places the organism in Eukaryota, Viridiplantae, Streptophyta, Magnoliopsida, Poales, Poaceae. Gene Ontology annotation, cellular component: cytoplasm; chloroplast. The coding region runs from base 359 to 1762 and encodes 467 amino acids. Gene Ontology annotation, molecular function: GTP binding; GTPase activity.
CCUACGCCCACCCCACCCGACCCGGGCACACAACACCAAUUCACCAAACUUCUCAAGACUGUCACUGUCCACUCCACCACCUCACUUGCGAUGCGAACAAGAGCAAAGCCCUGAAAUCCUUCUCCCCCUGCACGCACCUGCAGACCUGCUCUCUCGCGCGCAUCUCCCGUGCCCCUCACUGUUUAGUGGCGACGACUGGGCGACAGUCGCCGCCGCCGCCCGCUAGGGGCCGUGCCCCUGGUCUCCAUCUUCGGGCGCUUCGCCCACCAGAUAUGAGCAGCUGGCAAUUCGAUUUUGAGGCCAUUAUUUGAUAACCCGGGACAAGUGCACUGUUACCUGACCAUUUUAGCUUGUUCAGAUGGCUACACAGUUGCCAUGCUUCACACAGCUCAGUCCACCGUCUUGUAGUUGGAUAAAAGAUGUCGGGAACUGCAAGGCUACGCCUGAUAGGGUAGCCAGAAGUGCCCGAGCUUUGGGCCACUGUCACUUCCGGUGCUGUGCAGGCCCCCGUAGUGCAAACUCUUUCAAGAAGAAAGACUCUUUCGAGAAGAAAGACUCUUUCCUCGAACUUCAUCCGGAGGUAUCUCUGCUCCGUGGCGAGAAGAGUGCCGAGGUUGUGCCAAUGAAAGGUUCCUCUGAUGGGGGUCUGUUAGAGGGACUGGGGGUGCCGCCGGACCGAAAUGAUUACAGUGAGGCUAAGAUCAAGGUAGUUGGAGUUGGAGGCGGGGGUUCGAAUGCAGUCAAUCGGAUGAUUGAGAGCUCCAUGAACGGCGUUGAGUUUUGGAUCGUGAACACUGAUGUGCAGGCCAUAAGAAUGUCUCCUGUGCUCCCCCACAAUAGACUGCAGAUUGGACAGGAGUUGACUCGAGGCCUGGGCGCUGGGGGAAACCCUGAUAUUGGGAUGAAUGCAGCAAAGGAGAGCAGCGAGUCCAUUCAGGAAGCUCUUUUUGGUGCUGACAUGGUUUUUGUGACGGCUGGAAUGGGUGGAGGAACUGGAACUGGAGGUGCUCCUGUGAUUGCUGGAAUAGCCAAGUCCAUGGGUAUACUAACCGUUGGCAUAGUCACAACGCCUUUCUCGUUCGAGGGGAGAAGACGGGCAGUUCAAGCUCAGGAGGGAAUAGCAGCAUUGAGAAAUAGUGUGGACACCCUAAUCGUCAUCCCAAAUGAUAAGUUGCUGUCUGCUGUUUCUCCAAAUACACCUGUAACUGAAGCAUUUAAUCUGGCUGAUGAUAUUCUUCGUCAAGGCAUUCGUGGCAUAUCUGAUAUAAUUACGGUUCCUGGGUUGGUUAAUGUUGAUUUUGCUGACGUACGUGCUAUCAUGCAAAAUGCAGGGUCAUCCUUGAUGGGUAUAGGGACUGCUACAGGAAAGUCAAGAGCAAGGGAUGCUGCUCUUAACGCCAUCCAGUCGCCGCUGCUUGAUAUUGGAAUUGAAAGAGCCACAGGCAUUGUGUGGAAUAUCACUGGGGGAACUGACCUGACUUUGUUUGAGGUGAAUGCUGCGGCCGAAAUUAUCUACGACCUUGUCGAUCCAAACGCUAAUCUGAUAUUUGGCGCCGUCAUAGACCCGUCACUGAGUGGGCAGGUGAGCAUAACCUUGAUAGCUACUGGCUUCAAACGGCAGGAUGAACCAGAAGGCCGCGUGUCGAAGGGUGGGCAACAAGGUGAGAAUGGCCGACGCCCAUCCCCAGCAGAGGGCAGCAGCACGGUGGAGAUCCCAGAGUUCCUGCGACGAAGAGGACCUUCUCGCUUCCCACGAGUUUGACUGUCCUGUCCUGCACCUGUAUGAUAUGCUCCACCCACCCUUAGGUCAGAAUUAGAUGAUCUUGUAUGGCACCUAGUCUUCUCUAGGCAUCGAUCGUCUCUAGCGGUUUGUUCUUUCUAGUUUUCUUUUUUUCCCCGCCACCAAUUCUUAUGGUUAUGGUCAUCAAUAAUGUGUAGCUGCUGUGAGCUCUCUAGCGCUAUAUGUAAUGUAGUCCGUGGAGAAUGUGUUUUCCCUGUUACACUGGAUCUGAUUAGAAUGGUAGCUGAAGAAGUGAUGGUUGCCUGCAUUAGUAUGGUAGCUGACCAAGGCCAUGUUUGUUUUCCUCCCA